Xenia sp. Carnegie-2017 is the source of this 710-nucleotide messenger RNA. Its product is annotated as 40S ribosomal protein S9. The transcript is spliced from 3 exons. The record is from RefSeq and is a predicted model, not a curated record. The coding region runs from base 40 to 615 and encodes 191 amino acids. Lineage: Eukaryota; Metazoa; Cnidaria; Anthozoa; Malacalcyonacea; Xeniidae. Gene Ontology annotation, molecular function: rRNA binding; structural constituent of ribosome. Gene Ontology annotation, biological process: positive regulation of translational fidelity; translation. Gene Ontology annotation, cellular component: cytosolic small ribosomal subunit.
CCUUCUUUCUUUUUUUGACGCCAUCUUGAAGUGGUCAAGAUGCCUAAACCAGUUUGUUCGAAGACUUUCACGACUCCUCGUCGUCCUUUUGAGAAAGAACGCUUGGAUCAAGAAUUGAAGAUAAUUGGCGAGUAUGGGUUAAGAAAUAAGCGCGAAGUAUGGCGUGUUAAAUACACUUUGGCUAAGAUUCGCAAAGCUGCUCGAGAGUUGCUGACUCUAGACGAAAAAGACCCGCGUCGUUUGUUCGAAGGCAACGCAUUGCUACGUCGUCUUGUACGUAUCGGGGUUUUGGAUGAAAGCCGCAUGAAGCUCGAUUAUGUUUUAGGCCUUCGUAUUGAAGACUUCUUGGAGCGACGUCUUCAAACUCAAGUUUUCAAAUUGGGUCUGGCAAAAUCUAUCCAUCAUGCUAGAGUUCUUAUUUUUCAGCGUCAUAUAAGGGUUCGUAAACAGUUAGUCAACGUACCUUCCUAUAUAGUACGUUUGGAUUCGCAGAAACACAUUGACUUUAGUUCUAAAUCACCAUAUGGUGGUGGUCGACCUGGUCGUGUAAAACGUAAGAACAUGAAGAAAGGAGGUCAAGGUGGAUCUGGUGGUGAAGAUGAAGAUGAGGAUUAAGACUGGGUCUCUCUACAUGUGAAAGCUGCCAUGUGGAAUAUAUAAUUCUUACGAGACAUUGUAAAUCAAUCAAUAAAUUUUGAUGCACAAUUCAA